Molecule: messenger RNA, 1633 nt
Organism: Homo sapiens (human)
Lineage: Eukaryota; Metazoa; Chordata; Mammalia; Primates; Hominidae
Gene: HSD17B6
Product: hydroxysteroid 17-beta dehydrogenase 6
Exons: 6
Coding region: 119-898 (259 amino acids)
Biological process (GO): estrogen biosynthetic process
Cellular component (GO): early endosome membrane; endoplasmic reticulum
Molecular function (GO): testosterone dehydrogenase (NADP+) activity; 5-alpha-androstane-3-beta,17-beta-diol dehydrogenase (NADP+) activity; oxidoreductase activity, acting on the CH-OH group of donors, NAD or NADP as acceptor
Source: RefSeq, a predicted model, not a curated record
AGCAGUUGGGGCAGGAGGAAGCCGACUGCUGCCUGGUCUGCAAAGAAGUCCUUUCAAGUCUCUAGGACUGGACUCUUCCUAAGCAAGUCCGGUAUGUAGAGAAGGAAGCACCCUCACUAUGUGGCUCUACCUGGCGGCCUUCGUGGGCCUGUACUACCUUCUGCACUGGUACCGGGAGAGGCAGGUGGUGAGCCACCUCCAAGACAAGUAUGUCUUUAUCACGGGCUGUGACUCGGGCUUUGGGAACCUGCUGGCCAGACAGCUGGAUGCACGAGGCUUGAGAGUGCUGGCUGCGUGUCUGACGGAGAAGGGGGCCGAGCAGCUGAGGGGCCAGACGUCUGACAGGCUGGAGACGGUGACCCUGGAUGUUACCAAGAUGGAGAGCAUCGCUGCAGCUACUCAGUGGGUGAAGGAGCAUGUGGGGGACAGAGGACUCUGGGGACUGGUGAACAAUGCAGGCAUUCUUACACCAAUUACCUUAUGUGAGUGGCUGAACACUGAGGACUCUAUGAAUAUGCUCAAAGUGAACCUCAUUGGUGUGAUCCAGGUGACCUUGAGCAUGCUUCCUUUGGUGAGGAGAGCACGGGGAAGAAUUGUCAAUGUCUCCAGCAUUCUGGGAAGAGUUGCUUUCUUUGUAGGAGGCUACUGUGUCUCCAAGUAUGGAGUGGAAGCCUUUUCAGAUAUUCUGAGGCGUGAGAUUCAACAUUUUGGGGUGAAAAUCAGCAUAGUUGAACCUGGCUACUUCAGAACGGGAAUGACAAACAUGACACAGUCCUUAGAGCGAAUGAAGCAAAGUUGGAAAGAAGCCCCCAAGCAUAUUAAGGAGACCUAUGGACAGCAGUAUUUUGAUGCCCGUGAUAGGAGCUUUGUGGGAGUGGGAUUUGUCAAUUUCCUAUAAGAAUAUUAUUCUGAAGACCUGGAGGAGGAGGUAGCAGCAGCGGUGAAAAAUGGGAAUGACUUCUAAUAGUUUACAAUAUCAUGAAGGAAGGGCUGUUGAAUUGUAGCACAAACCUGAACCUGGUCACUGACUGCAUGGAACAUGCUCUGACAUCGGUGCAUCCGCGAACUCGAUAUUCAGCUGGCUGGGAUGCUAAAUUUUUCUUCAUCCCUCUAUCUUAUUUACCUACAUCACUGGCAGACUACAUUUUGACUAGAUCUUGGCCCAAACCAGCCCAGGCAGUCUAAAGAAAACUGGGUUGGUGCUUCUUGGAAUGAAGGCAAAAAUCUGAAAUUGUUAGUGUCUCAGUAAUCCUGAUUUAGAACCCAGGCUUUUUGUAACAAUGUGUUUUCUUGCCUAAAUUCAUUUAUCUGGCAUCAUCAGAGUACUAACAUGUUUAUAUUUCAGAUAUCCAAAGCUUACCACUUUAGGUGAUGAAUCUUUACUAUUUUAGCCCUUUUUUGAUGAGACUAUUUGUCUAAAGUGAAUCAUUUGUUCUUGCCUUAUUAAACAGAGUAGAUGGAAAACAAUUUAACCUAUUUUGAAGUCAUUUCUUUAUGAAUAUGAAUAAUUGUUCUAUGCUUUAAUAAUCUAUUGUGAGGAAACUACUAAGAAAUAUGUUGGUGUGUUUGUCCUUACUUGAAAUGGGUCUGUAUUAUGGUACUUUUAAUAAAUAUUUGAUUUUUCUUUCUCUUC